AAACUUGUAAUACGGCGUGGAGAGAGGGUCACGUCGCGCUCGCGCGUACGCAGCGUUGGACUUGGACCUGGCCCGCGCGCCGGCCGGCCCAACCGUCCCCACCUCCCGCCCGCGCGUGCAAACCUGUACAACAAAACCGAACCCCACCCGUCGUCGCCGCCGCUCGCCCGCCAGCGCGUGUGCCCACGACCAAACGCCACGCACGGCCGGCCUCCCCCCUCCCUCCGUCUCCGCACGAUCGAUUUUCGAUACCCUCUCCAAGCCAAAAGCCAGGCCCAGGCCGGCGUGGAAUCGAUCCGAUCCCAGAGCGCGCCAACGUGGGGUCCCGAAAGUGAUCGAUCAUCAUGUCGCGCGACGGCGGCGCGGGCGGGGAGGUGGACCUGUGGGCGAUGGCGGCGGAGCUGGAGCGGCAGUUCGCCGGGUACAAGCAGCGGCUCGCCAAGAGGAGCGGCGCGCACGGAGGCAGCAGCGUCGCCGAUGACGCCGCGGAUGCCCGCGGAGGCGGGGAGGAGGUGGUGGUGGAGGAGGGCGGCGGCGAUGUGAGGGGGAGGAUGUACGAGGCGUACACGAGGAGGAGGGACGAGCGGCUGCGGGAAGGGUGGCGCGCGCGGAUGGAGCGCAAGGAGGCCGAGGUCAUGGCGCUCUGGGCGCAGCUCGAGCGCGGCGCCGGCGCCGGCUGGCGCGCCGCCACCACGACGAACGACGACGACGGCGGCGACUGCACGGCCAGAGAGAGAGGCGGGGACGAUGGCGAGAGGAGGAGAAGCUUCGACGUCGCUGCUGCCCCGGCGGCGGGCAGGAUCUCCGGCAAGAAGCACGCGCGCACCAGGAGCUUCUCGUCGUCCGCCACGAAGAGCAGCCGCCCUGAUGCCGGGACGACGCGGCGAGCGCUGUCCCAUGAGCCGCCGCCGCCGUCGUCGUCGACGUCGUCAGAGACACCCGCCGGCGGCGCCACCGGUAGGAAGGAUAGCCACCGAGUAGCGCGGGUCACCGGCGGCGGCGGCGGCGCAACGACCGCGCCGAAACGCAGGGUGUUCUCAGAGCACACGAGCUCGGCGGUGAAAGAGCAUGGCUCAGCCACGGGUGGGACGAGGCCGAAGCCCCCGCGCUCCGUGCCACGGCGGUCCAGCUCCGGCGGGCUGGAGGAUCUCAAGGAGGCGGUCCUGCCGAACACCUGUCCGGUAGCUGCACCGGUGCAGAGCUGUUCAAGCGAGCAGGCUGCUUUCCAUGGGGAGACCGGGAGGGCUUCUCUCCCAGCCCCGUUCGCUGGCCCCGCCUCGCCGGAUUCAGACCGCGGUGAGGUAGUGGGCAGUGGAGCAGACGACCGUGAAGCUGAAGCGAAGUGUGUCGUGGAGCACAACGCCGAGGAGGUCGCCGUGUCUCCCGGUAAGCUAGCGAAUGGAGAGAUCACCAGUGACUCGGAUGCCGAGCCGAGCUAUGUCUUCGUCAAGAAGGACGUCGUCGGCGAGGAAGACGCCAUGACGACGCGUUCUGACGCCAGACCAGAGCCCGAGGCGGAGAAGAAGAAUGGCGACGCCUCCUCCGAGGGGACCACGGCUCCACCAGUGGACGCCGUCGCGGCAGAAAGCGCGACGACGAUCGCGGGAGAAGCACCGGCGAGGGAGAGCUCCGACGAGUCAUCCUCCUUCUCCGGCAGCAGGUCCGGUGGCUCCCCUCCCAGCAGCGCUCCUGCCUCCUGCAUCUCGCGAGCCCCGUCCAUCGAGAGGCUGCUCGAGGAGGACGCCGCGCUGCUGCGCAAGAAACGACAGGAGAGCGCCGAGAAGUGCGCCGUGCCGACGACGACGACGACGCUGACCACCCCGCCGGUCAGGGUCUCCGGCGCGGCGCGGUCCCCGAGAGAGGCGGUGCGGGGGUUCAAGAGGUUCCUGAGCUUCGGGAAGAAGAACAGAGGGGGCAGGGAGGUCACCGUCAUCGACUGCACCUCGCCGUCGGUGCCCUCGGUGGCCGACGACGACAGCGGCAGCGGAGGGUGGCAGUCCAAUGGCACGAUCAAGCCAAGGAUGGCCUCCUUGGAUGAUGCAUCCGACGACAGCUAUGCCGUCUCAUCUCCACGAGCUUGCUCUUUGCAAAACCUUGUGGCUGCAUCUCCUGCAAAGUCUGAGCUGCAUGAGAUAGACCCACAGGAGAAGUCACCAAAAGCUCAUCGUUCUUUCUUCUCAUUUCGAUCAUUCAACUGUGGAAUGAGCUGAUCUGAAGAACUGGGAAUAGGCGACAGUCACUACUGUACAUAUAGAUCAGUGAGGAAAUUAGGUGUCGCUGCCUGAAAUAUUCAGAAAUCAGAACCUUUGCAUUCCAAUCCUCGAUCCAAAGAUGUGAAAUAUGUUACCCAGAUACUAUUUCUUGACACAGUACUGAUAUUCCAUAGACCAAUCACCAUGCAAGAAGAAAAAAUAUGGAGAAACUUAUAUGCAGUGGCAUGUUUAUGGUUUCUUCAGAGAGCUUUGCUCCCAGAGAUUUGCUCCGGUUUAAUAAAAAGUACAUCGAGAU
Oryza brachyantha (malo sina) is the source of this 2508-nucleotide messenger RNA. RefSeq lists its product as uncharacterized. The record is from RefSeq and is a predicted model, not a curated record. Lineage: Eukaryota; Viridiplantae; Streptophyta; Magnoliopsida; Poales; Poaceae. The transcript has 4 exons. The coding region runs from base 345 to 2210 and encodes 621 amino acids.